Maniola jurtina (meadow brown) is the source of this 1169-nucleotide messenger RNA. RefSeq lists its product as uncharacterized. The transcript has a single exon. Lineage: Eukaryota; Metazoa; Arthropoda; Insecta; Lepidoptera; Nymphalidae. The record is from RefSeq and is a predicted model, not a curated record. Bases 429 to 1040 code for a protein of 203 amino acids.
ACGCUUUUACCAAUGCCAAAAUUUAGCUAAUUUUGUUAUAAAACGUAGCGAACUCUAAUUUACGGACGUUUGAUGUUAAUUUUGUUGGAAACGGGCGAAGUGGCUUUUAGGUUAGUUAACUAAUACUAGACAUAGAACCAACGAAUAACAAAUUUUCAACCAAACGAGUUAUUUUCCCUACGAAACCUUAAAUUGACAUGUCAAAUUGACAAAUAAAAAAAUUUGAAAAAAAAUCUGGCAUCUUAUUUUUAUAAGUCAUCCAUCCAUUACUCAUCAAUGAAUGUCAUCCAUCAGUCAUUAAGGUUGUCUGAAGUCCAUCUUCAUUUUGUGUAGUUCUCCUUUCGGCCUCCAAAAUUUCCUGUAAUCAGAAUAAACCAGUUGUAAGUCUAUUAAACAAUGUUCUAAGAUUGCUAAAGUGCGGUAACAAAAUGUUUGGCAAAAAACCUCCCAUUAAGUCUGGACGUGAGCCGAGCACCAGCGCUGCGAAAGGCAAAGAUGCGCUGCCCGAAGUGGCUUUAGCAGCCAUCCUCUCCUACAAAAAGCAAAAAGAGAUCGGCGACUUUAUGAGUUUUUUUCUCGGUGCUCUCGACCGGAAUUCUGAUUGGCUCAACGGGGUCGUCGGUAAGCAAACUAACUUCAGAUGCGCAUUGUUGGUCGGAGCCGGACCGAACCGAUUUCAGCUCCAGGAAAUAAUAUACCCGAACGACAAGAACGAUAUCCAUCUCGAAGUAGAGCACAGAGAUUGUGAAGAUUUCGACAAAGUUGCGAUCGCCGCUAUACUGAAUCUAGCGAACUAUGAAAUCGAGCACCUUAUGAGAUACAUUAAAACUCGUCUAUAUGAAAAUCCGAUGAGAGAAGAUUUACUCAAAGGCAAGGAAUUGGGAAUCAACUACGCAGUUUUGAGACCGUUUUAUGAAAAUCAAUAUAGGCUAGUGGAAAGAAUCGACAUCGGAAGUUCAAUGAGAUGCGUUGAACAGAAGAAACGAAGGCGUGACGUAAAAUCAGUUUCUCGAUAUCCUUUCAAAAAGAUUAAACUAUAAGCAUUAUAAUUAACUACAGUCAUCCUAUACCUUGUAGAAAUAUUUAAAAAUUUGCAUUUAGGCCAUAUUAAUAAUGGUACAUAAUAUUAAAUCUAUUAUUGCAUAUCAUUAAAGAAUAUUUAAGAAGAA